Hordeum vulgare subsp. vulgare (domesticated barley) is the source of this 604-nucleotide messenger RNA. Its product is annotated as hordoindoline-A. Lineage: Eukaryota; Viridiplantae; Streptophyta; Magnoliopsida; Poales; Poaceae. The coding region runs from base 57 to 506 and encodes 149 amino acids. The transcript has a single exon. Gene Ontology annotation, molecular function: nutrient reservoir activity. The record is from RefSeq and is a predicted model, not a curated record.
AGGUGUGGCCUCAUCUCAUCUAUUCAUCUUCACCUGCACCAAAACACAUUGACAACAUGAAGGCCUUCUUCCUCGUGGGUCUGCUUGCUUUGGUAGCGAGCGCCGCCUUCGCGCAGUACGGAGAAGUUGUUGGCAGUUACGAGGGUGGUGCUGGUGGGGGUGGUGCUCAACAAUGCCCCCUAGGGACAAAGCUAGAUUCCUGCAGGAAUUACCUGCUAGAUCGAUGCACAACGAUGAAGGAUUUUCCGGUCACCUGGCGUUGGUGGACAUGGUGGAAGGGAGGUUGUGAAGAGCUCCUUCACGAUUGUUGCAGUCAGUUGAGUCAAAUGCCACCGCAAUGCCGCUGCAACAUCAUCCAGGGAUCAAUCCAACGUGAUCUCGGUGGUUUCUUCGGAUUUCAGCGUGAUCGGACAGUCAAAGUGAUACAAGCAGCCAAGAACCUGCCCCCCAGGUGCAACCAGGGCCCUGCCUGCAACAUCCCCAGCACUACUGGCUAUUACUGGUGAUGUAGCUUCCAGUUGUGACUAGCUAAUAAACUGUCAUAUAUCACUGCAUGUGACAAAUAAAAGUGGUCUUGGAAUAAUGUAUGGAUAAAAUUUCUAAA